Annulohypoxylon maeteangense is the source of this 3509-nucleotide messenger RNA. RefSeq names its product fungal-specific transcription factor domain-containing protein. Gene Ontology annotation, molecular function: DNA-binding transcription factor activity, RNA polymerase II-specific; DNA binding; zinc ion binding. The record is from RefSeq and is a predicted model, not a curated record. Gene Ontology annotation, biological process: regulation of DNA-templated transcription; DNA-templated transcription. The coding region runs from base 431 to 3112 and encodes 893 amino acids. Lineage: Eukaryota; Fungi; Ascomycota; Sordariomycetes; Xylariales; Hypoxylaceae. The transcript is spliced from 4 exons.
CCUACCUACCACUAAUCCACCCCUUCCGUCUUCUUUCAUUGUAAAUUCAUAUUUAUUUUCUUCCCCCAAAACCUUCUCAUGCUGUCACGAAUUUCAAGAUCACGACCUAAAGUUGUUGUUCGGUGUGGAAGUCAGAAGCGGGAGAGAAAGUUCUCCCGCUUAGUCUCGUCGCCGCAAACAUCGACGGCAAGACAUAACCUACAGCUAGCGUCGAAGCGUAGUAGUAGUCACUUGCACUUACACUUACACAUUCCAAGAGACGCCUCCAUACCUCAACCUACCACACCGAAACUCCCUUAAGACAACUUCGGAUACUCUGGAUAACUUCAAUUUUUCCAAAAGAUACAUCCUUUAACUAUUUAUCUUUGUUCCGUUCGUCUUUUUUUGUUGUUCAAAGUUUAAGGGACUAGGCGGAAUCGUUUAUACAAAGAUGGCUCCAGAAGAAAUUCUUGCGGUCCGUUCGCCCGAGGGACACACUGACGAUUCGGUAACCGCGAUGGAUCCUCCCUCUCCGAAAACAGAUGAGAAGGCAUCUUCGUCGGACUCGAAUAACCAAUCUAAGAAGCGGUCUGCUUCUACCUCAGAACCCAAUGGCUCGACGAAGGUCACGAAGCGGAGGGCGGCGAGGGCCUGCAUAAGCUGCAGGAGCCGAAAAGUAAGGUGUGAUGUUGUCGAGGGUGCACCUUGUGGAAAUUGCAGAUGGGACAAUGUUGAAUGCGUCGUCCAGGAAAGUCGUCGUAGGAGAAAGAAUCUCUUCAAUUCGAAUUCAUCUGCUUCUCAAAAUACCACUGCCCCUCAAACUGCCGAGGCACAGUUGAGAGCGAAACCCGCAAAUCCUAUUGCUAUCGCCUCUGCCGCACAGCCUUUACGUCGCGCUAGCGAGGCAACUCAGUCUUCAGCUGCUAGCAAUGAUGUAACUAGUUCAGGGGCGGCGAUCUUGGACGGCGGCUUAGAAAGUCACGUUCCUCAUUUGCUAUAUCAACGAUCAGGCUUACGUCCUGAUCCGGUAUUGCUGUCCACUCUCCAGGCCGGUAACAAUGGAUCGAGGUAUCCCAGUAUCUGGCCUAACCCGAACACAUGCCAGAACUCAAGCUCGGCUGCCGCUACGGGCGCUCUGAGGACGGCACAAUUCCUCAACUCGCUUGAGGAACCUGAUGCUUCUUCACAGUUACCCGCCUUCAUCCGACCACUCCCAUCUAAGAUAGCCCCUGAAGAUGUGACGUACCUUCAUACUAAAGGCGCACUUUCAUUGCCUGGCCCUAGUCUUCAGAAUGCCCUGCUCACCGCUUACGUCGAAUACGUUCAUCCUUACAUGCCUCUCAUCGAGCUGCAUGAUUUUCUCGGCAUGAUUAAUGCCCGAGAUGGGUUGUACGGACAAGCUAGCUUGUUCCUGUACCAGUCCAUUAUGUUUGCGGCUACCGCCUUCGUCGACGUGAAGUACCUUAAGGAGUCAGGCUAUGCUAGUAGGAAAGCUGCCCGGAGAGAGUUCUUCUCCAAGGCUAGACUUCUGUACGAUUUCGACUACGAGAGCGACCGCCUCAUUCUCGUACAGGGACUUCUACUCAUGACGUAUUGGUAUGAGACGCCAGACGACCAGAAGGAUACGUGGCAUUGGAUGGGAGUUGCUAUCUCGCUGGCGCAUACCAUUGGGCUUCACCGGAACCCGGCAAACACUAACAUGACCCCGCGGAAGCAGAAGUUGUGGAAGAGGAUAUGGUGGUCGUGCUUUAUGCGAGAUCGCCUAAUCGCCCUUGGCAUGCGACGACCAACACGAAUAAAGGACGAGGAUUUUGACGUACCAAUGCUAAACGAACACGACUUCGAGAUCGAACCGCUAGCCGACGAAAUCCAGAUCAUUGGCUCCGAAUGCACACUUGUGCGCGACGUUUUGAUGCAGCAGGAACUCGCUUUGAUGUGUGUCGCAAAAGCAAAGCUUUGUCUCUGCAUUAGCCGCAUGUUGAAAGCUCAGUACUCGGUCUUGAUCAGGGAUAAGUCUCGGGCGGAAAAUACCACAAACAGCACGAUGAUGCUGUUCCCUAAUAAACAGCUUGAUAAUGUAGAAAGCGUCAAUUCGUGCGAUUUGGAGCUCCUUUCGUGGUCGCAAUCGCUUCCAGCCUGCUGCCAGUACAGGCCGUUGUCGGCAAUGGAUCUUAAGGGUGGUCGCGCGACGGUUGCUGUGCAACGAAACCUCUUGCAUAUGGUGUAUUACACGACCAUAUCCGCUCUUCAUCGACCCCAGUUCCUCCCAUCAUCGCCGACCCAUGCACCUCAGACGUCAGUGCAGGUCCAGGAAAUGUCCCGCACUAGGGUCCGUGAGGCGGCAUCACAGAUUACGCGCAUGGUUGCUGAAUUGCAUGCCUUGCGAUUGGAGAAGUAUCUCCCGACUACCGGUGUGACCGUGAUCCUCCCCGCCAUGAUCAUCCAUCUACUUGAGAUGAAGAACCCACUACCCCAGCCCCGCGAGAUCGCCAUGCGUAGCUUCAAGCAAUGCAUGAAAGUGAUGGAGAAGCUGCGCGACAUAUACUCUGCCGCCGACUAUGCGGUCGCGUUCCUUGAUGCGGCGCUUCGAAAGGCGGCUAUCGAUUUACAAACAGCACAGAACUUGGCCUUCAGCCAGGCUGGCAUCCUGAACAAUGUUAAGACUUCUCUACCUCAAUUCCCCGCGUCCACGGCUGCGAUCGAGAAUAUGGCGACGCCGCCGCCGGAGAAUGCGCCGUACGCGACGACUCAGGAGACGAGCCUAUUCUCGAAAUCAGCACAGCAGUUCAUGGCGCCCGCCACUGAACUCAUCACAACUACAGUUCACUCCCCACCACAUACUGAGAAGGAUGUACUCACGCCUAGCGCGAGCGGAUCCUCUGACGGACAUGCCGGGCCAAUGGAUUUAGAUAUGGACUUUGACAGCCUUGAUAACCACGACGAGUUCGAUUGGAACGCACUAACGGGAACAAAUAUCGACUUCGAUCAGUGGCUGCAGUUCCCCGGCGAGGGCAAGGGUACAGGGACAAAUGGUGGAGUAGGUUCAGGCGUGGUGACGAUGAGCGAGAUCGAUGGGUCGGCGAAUUUUAAUAUCGGUAUGCUAGACGGAUCUGGGCGGGGUGUUUUGUCUUGAGGCAUGACUUAUGCUUAUGAACGAGAUGGUGUUACGAGGAUUUUACCUUCGCUUAUGACAGGAUUCCCGGAUAGGCUUAAAUGGUGUUGGAGGUUCGUCGUCUUGGACUCAUAGAUAUGGGCGUCUCCGGAUUCUUUUUCUCAUUCGUGGGUUGAGGUGUUGGGUGCGUGGUUAAAAGUUUUUAUCCAUUUAAUUCAUGGGGGUGGAUUUAUGAUUUACUUCAUUCUUUUUCUGUUUUCUAUACCCCGUUAUGAGUAUGGAAUAGGGGAUGAGUUGGUUUUUGAUUUGAUAUAGACAUUGGAUAGGUAUUUGGUGGGGAGGAUGGGAUAUAUUGGCGAGUUGAAUAUAUCGAGGUGUUGCUACGAUCUGCUUCUCUUGUCUUAGAUUCGGGUCCGGU